CUGUGUGCUCUCCUCCAUCACGUCUUUGUCACAGUGGUCCCUCAUCCCUUGCUCAACGCACUUGGUUGCCUUUUUUGUCAAGUCGUGUUCCAACGCGUCCUGUAUGAAGCUGACUAGCCGUGGGGGAAAUGAGCUGUCUAGACACCACCCGACCCGUGCUGAGCCCCCAGUCUCCCGAACCGUCCAUCCAUCACCGCGUCCACCCCACAUCGCUAACCCAAGUCGCGCUCUCGUCUCCCUCUCUCAUACACGCACAAACCAGAGCCCGCUGAGGCUUUUGACAAACAAAAAAAAAGAAGAGACAUUAAAAAAAAGACGGUCCCGGCACUUCCAAUUGGAAUGAAAGUGCAUGGACGCAGAGGGAGUCCGGCCCACAGCCUACUUGCCCACACUUUCAG
This is a messenger RNA of Colletotrichum navitas, 398 nucleotides long. RefSeq lists its product as uncharacterized. The record is from RefSeq and is a predicted model, not a curated record. Lineage: Eukaryota; Fungi; Ascomycota; Sordariomycetes; Glomerellales; Glomerellaceae. Bases 104 to 343 code for a protein of 79 amino acids. The transcript has a single exon.